Nasonia vitripennis (jewel wasp) is the source of this 628-nucleotide messenger RNA. Its product is annotated as venom protein Q. The record is from RefSeq and is marked validated. Lineage: Eukaryota; Metazoa; Arthropoda; Insecta; Hymenoptera; Pteromalidae.
AAUUCAACUUCGUUUCGUACAAACUUGUUUAUUAACAUGUAUACUAAAGUGUUGAUUCUCGUUCUUUUAGGCAGUACUCUGAUACUGGCCAAACCAACGGCAGAUGUUGAGGUCGAAGCCGAUACCGAGUCCAGCAGCUGGUGGAGCCGAGCAGCCAGCAAGGUAAUGAACUGGUGGAGCUCAGGCAAAAAUGCCGUUGAGAAGACUUUGCAGAAGAUCAAGGAGCAAGGUCAUUAUGCAGGCGAGCUCGCCGAGGACGGUUACCUAUACCUGAAGGACAAAGGUAUCGAACUAGCCAAGAAGAGCGCCGCUGCUCUGGAGGAGGAAAAGCAGAAAUGGGAACAGAAAAUCCAGCAGGUGAAGCAGUCUACCAAGGAGACGGCCGAUACCGUCGAGUACAAGGUGAAGCAGCUACAGGAACAGGCCAAGAAGGCUAUUGAAGAGAAGGUACGAGAGGCCAAGAAAACGUGGAACCAAUGGAAGCAGGAGGCUAGAGAGGCAUACGAGAAGGAACAACAGAAGCAGCUGUGAGCUGAUGAGCGAAAUAUUGACUAUGUUGAAAGAUGAGAUCUUUUUAAUGAAUCGCUUUGUAAUUGUUUUUUAAAUAAAUUUAAUACAUUUUGAUGAA